Rhipicephalus microplus (southern cattle tick) is the source of this 3984-nucleotide messenger RNA. RefSeq names its product neuferricin. The record is from RefSeq and is a predicted model, not a curated record. Lineage: Eukaryota; Metazoa; Arthropoda; Arachnida; Ixodida; Ixodidae. Gene Ontology annotation, cellular component: endomembrane system; membrane.
GCCAACGUUCAAAAAUGGCGCUGAAACUGAUAUACGGCUCCGCGAUCGCCGUGCUGUUGAUCGCCAUCGCCUUCGUGUAUUUCGAGCCUGUUCCUCGGGAAAAGUACCCGGGCUUCGUGCGCAAGGUCCACCACGAGUUGCUCAAGUCGGUGAAGUACGUGGGCAGCUUCUUUUGCAGCAGCUCGAAGGUGACCGCCAAGGGAGUGUUCACUCCGGAGGAGCUGGCCCGUUACGACGGCAGCGGCGACUCUCUCGGUCUUUAUUUGGCCGUUAUGGGACGCGUCUACGACGUCUCCAAGGGCGCCGAGCACUACAGGCCGGGAGGCGGCUACUCGCAAUUCGCCGGUCGCGAUGCUUCGAGGGCCUACAUUACGGGCGAAUUCACCGAAGAGGGCCUUACGGACGACCUCAACGGCAUAUCGGAUGAAAACCUGCUGUCGUUGUCGCAGUGGGUGGAUUUCUACGAGAAGGACUACACCUUCGUGGGUAAGUUGGCCGGCCGCUACUACAGUAAUGAAGGCCAGCCAACUAGCGAGCUGCGGGCCGUCUGGGCGGCCAUAGAGAGGGCCAAGCAGAAGACAUACGUGGCCCAAGAGCAGAACAAGAAGUUUCCACCAUGCAAUUCUGAGUGGACUCCGGAGAAAGGCAGCAGCGUUUGGUGCAGCAAGAAAAGUGGUGGAGUUGAACGUGACUGGGCCGGAGUUCCACGACAGUACUUUGAGCGGGACUCUGGCUCCGUCCGGUGCGUCUGCGUACGCAACACGGGACCCCCUACCGACCACCCCGAAGGUGCAUCGCACAAGAACCGGGGUGACUUGGAUGACCCCCAUCUUAAGGAGUACCCAGGAUGCCCUCCCACGUCUGACACAUGCAAGGUGCCCGACUCCGAGUGAAACACAUUAAACAAAGCACUACGUGUUAGGCAUUUAGUUACUUUCUGCACAGAAUUGCAAGACAUCGUUUCCCUUUUUUAUUUCGAUUUCCGUCCUCGUGUACCCAGUGCAUAAAAAAAAUGUCUGACAAUAAUAAAAAAAUGAUAAGCUUGCAGGGAAGUACUAGUUAGCAUAUGGUAUCCUAUCUACUUACACAGAUGAAGACAUUAUAAUGGUUUACCUUGUGGAGCAGUUUUCUACCAAGAUAUUUUUGGGGUGUGGCUAUGCUACAUGAAUUUUUAAUCAUUAUAUGCUAUACAGCCUCAAUAGAUAUGGGGUACAAAUAAAAUCACCACUUUCUUGCAGCACACGGUGCAUUCUAGAGAUUGUCUUGUACGAAAGGUGGUGCACUGUGGUCAGAUGAAACGUCUGCCGUUAAUACGCAUUUGGCAAAUCAUUCACCGGUGAGGUAGCUGACAUGUUUUCAUUAGUAGGGCUAGUCUAGUGGUUAGUGCAUCGUUUGAAGUGUGGCAUACCAUGUUUGCUUUUGGAUUAAUCAUUCAGCAUCGCCUGUGGUUGCUCAGAGUGGUGGCUUCAGUGUGCAGGGAUGUGUGUGUGUGCUUUGCUAAACUAUGCUGCGCACUGACGGCACUAACAAACAUAGAAUUUGUGGCUUGGAGGUAUCGAUAACAGAAAUGGUCAAAGUAUUUAUCGGAAUGCAGUUACACAGACACGAGGGGGGCAUUCAUGCUGUCGCUGCAUUCACACAAUAUGGUAAAUGACUCAUCCAAUGAGCUUAUAGGGUCUUUGGUGACGCCCUGCAUUUGGAUGCAAAAUAAUGGAGCUUAUUGAACUCACUGUCUUGUUAAUUAAACUUAAUCAGCUCUGUUAUGGGGCUUCAAUAAUGUUCUGCCUAUCGCUGUUGCCAUAGGCCUUUUGCGUUUGUCUGUACCCAUCUGACCUUGCUUAAUAGUUGUGUACAGAACUUAGAUGUGGUGGGUACACCCAUCUGAGCAGAAUGGACACUAAACGUCAAGUUGAAUUCUGUUUGAUCGCUCAAUGAGGCACUGACUAAUGCCAGUGAUUUUUCAUUGUUGCACUGUAGUACCCAUAACAGUGGUGUUGGCGUUCAUAAUUGCACCAGCUUUGCAGAACGUCCAGUGUCUGGCAGUGUUUUGUUUCAACAUGAUCGUGUUAAAGAGCUCGUUUCGCAGAAAUGUCAGCGUCAGUGUGGGCAUCAGCGUAGGCAUUAUUGGUCAUGAGCGAAAAAUCAUCAUCUUGUCUGGGACUGAAAAAUCGAAAAACAUGCAAAGUAAAUAAAAAAAACUAGCAGGUUCUAGCAAGAAUCGAACCCAUGUUGGCUAUGGGGCUAGCAGGUGUCUUACCACAGAGCCUCAGUAUUUUUUGAAACUGCUUUGGAAAAAAACAAUAUGAAUGUCAUGUAGUGGAAGAAGACUCUUUAAUGCGUCAAGUGUUGUGGGGCAGAAUUUUAGAAUGUCACCAGGUGUCAAAAAAUGUGAAUUGAGCAACGAGUAGGUGUUUUAAAGGCCCAGGCUUUACAAAGUGUUCAGGCGUAUUUAAUCAUUAUCAGCAGCAUAACCAUCCGCAAAGUGAACAGUUGCGUAGGUUUGCGUGUUGCUCUACGAACGCGUAGUGGAUCGUUUGAUGAUUUGCAAAAGAAAUACUUGUGGCAUAGUGGUCACUUAACAACUGAGGUUGCGACAGGCAUUCAAUGAUACUUUAAAACGAUCAAUGUUUGGCGCAUGGUCGCUCGUUUCUUUGCGGCACAGUUUAGGCAUACAUGGAGUACCGAGGCAGGUUAGCAGUUCAAAAGAUGACACAAACGAGAUUUGAUUACGCUAACGCAAUCUGCUCUUGCAAGGUAAACGAGCGUGCCUUAAUUUUCUUCCUGCAUAGCAGCAGUUGCUCUGCAUGCUGUUUUACGCCAACAUUACACUUCUGCGUGGUGAAAGAAAGUGUGAGAAUGUUGAUUGCAAAGCUUGAUGUAGGUAUGAGUCCAUUGGUUCUCUGGUGAAACGAAUGAAGUACAUUAUUUCUGUGUGAAGGCUUGUGGGUGUGGAAUAGCACAAGCAUGUCAUUCUGUAUCAUAGAACAGCAAGUGUUGUUUAGCAAUCUGGACUUGUUUGUAGCACUGCACAGAUGGUGACAGGGUUGUGACAUUAUAAACUGAUCCGUAAAAAAUGGACACCUUUUGAAUUUCAAAGUGUGUUCCACGAACGCCUGUGCCCAUUGGUAUGGGGUCUGUCACAGUGGAAUGCAGUGCGCGUCUUUCGUCUUGAUGAUUAGACACACUGAGCACAGCGACGCCACGCAAGCAAAGCAUUGGCACUGUAGAGUUCGACGCGUGGCAUGACCAAUGCGACCGGCGUCCAGUGGCGCGCCCUUGCGGCCACCUAGCACCGUGCCAGGGCAUGGAUGAACGGGUGGAUGAAUGUGAGCAUGAGACAAUAAAGGCUUUCACCUUAAACAGCGGACAAAAUUGGUGUGUUUACAUUGUACUCAAUAUCAUAUCUAGCUUUUUCGUGGCUUUGUCAGUAAUAGAGAUUUGAAACUUAGUAGAGCUUGCACGAGUUUUUCGUGUUAGAGCAGCAAGUAUUCAGUGGAAGAGUGACUUCAUGACAAGCAUUAAGCCUAGCUGGCCUCGUCUAAUUCGCAAAGGUUGUUUAUUGAGAGUGUGUUAUUUAUAGUGAACAGGUUCUAAUCUAAUGUUCAUGCAGCUUGAUUUCCUAUUCUUGGUGCUGGUGGAAAUGGAACUGAGGUGGUCAGAAUGCUAAGAAUUGUGUGUUGAUGUUAGGCUUAUUAGAGCUAGUUAAAUGGCAGUUUCGUCAUUUUCACUUUGUUGCUAUGCCCAUACUGGCUUAAUAAUAAUUCGGCACCAUCAUGAUGAUUCAAAAGGUCACUAUAAAGUUUACCAGAAGAACAAAACUGAAGAACAACUGUACGGAUUUUGUCUUGCGAUGAUGGCAUGAAGUACUUAAACGUGACAAAUCUGUUUGUUUCUGUCCAUGCACUCUCCCUUUGAACGUUUGUCACUAACCUUAGGUAGGCUAUUACAGAUAAGCGGUUGAUUAGAGGUCAAGGUGAUGAGGUG